Messenger RNA from Chenopodium quinoa (quinoa), 672 nucleotides. RefSeq names its product transcriptional regulator SUPERMAN-like. The record is from RefSeq and is a predicted model, not a curated record. Bases 1 to 672 code for a protein of 223 amino acids. NCBI's taxonomy places the organism in Eukaryota, Viridiplantae, Streptophyta, Magnoliopsida, Caryophyllales, Amaranthaceae. The transcript has a single exon.
AUGGAAAGAAGAAGCAACAUUAAUAGUAGCGGCUUAUAUGUGUGCUACAACAAGAAGAAGAAAGCAUGGGAGGCAGAUGAAGGUGAAGAUGAAGAGGAUGACGGCGAAGAGAGGAGAAGGAUGACGAUGAUGAUGAUGAUGACGGCGACAUGGCCACCAAGGUCAUAUAGAUGCAGUUUUUGUAAGAGGGAGUUUAGAUCUGCCCAAGCUCUGGGAGGACAUAUGAAUGUCCAUAGAAGGGAUAGAGCUCAAUUAAGGCAACUAUCCCUUAUUAAUAACCCUACUACUUAUACCACUUGUAUUAAUCUAAAUCUUCCUCCUCCUUUUACCACUUGUACCCCUAACAUCCCUAUCCAACCUCCUUUUCAUUUAGACUCUUGCUCGUCUUCAUCAUCAUUAUCGCCUCCUUCCAUGAUAACCACCAUUAUUCCUCCACCACCAAAUCAGUCCAUUCAUAACGAUGUUAUUACUAAAAACCAGUUUCAGUAUUAUAAGAAGCAAAACAAUUUGGUGGGACCACCUCCUCCCAGUACUCCUAAUAGUAACAUCAAGGGGAUUGGAAGAGAAUUCAUAGGGUCGGAUUUAGAGAUGAAUAAUAUCCAUCAAGCCGCCGCCGCUGCUGCUGUCUUCAACAAGGAUUUUGAUUUAGAACUUCGUCUUGGUUGCAAUUAA